AUGCCACAUGAAAGUUUGCUGUUGCGUUAUUUGAAUUAUGAUUUUGAAUUAUGUGUUCGAUGUUUAUAUUCAAAAAAUUUUCUUGCAUUAAAAAUCAUCGGUUUUUUUAUUAUUGUCACAACAUUUCUUCUACUGCAAAAUACAGAUAAUAAACGUAAAAUGAUCAUACGUCAUCGUCAUCAUCAAAUGAUGUUUAAUAAUGAUAAAUUAAAUUCAACUCUUUCAUUUGAUAAUCAAACAAUACUAAAACCAAUUAUCGAUAGUACUUAUCAUCGUUUAACAACACAAUAUCAAUAUUUAGACCCGUUCUUAGGUCGUCGUGUACAAUUUUCCCAUAAUAAUGAACGUCGUACAGCCCAAAGUGAAAAAUGGUGUAAAGCACAAACAAAAUAUGUACGACCAAUAGAUCUUGAACAAUACAAAUGUAUGAAUAUUAAACGAAUUGGUGGUAAAGUUGAAGAAUUAAUUAAUGUACCAAAUGAAAAUCAUCGUGUUGAUGGUGCAUAUUUUUUCUGUGAAGAUUUAAUUAAAUAUAAUAAUUGUCUGGUAGUUUCAAUUGGAGUUGGAAAUGAUGAUUCAUUUGAUGAUGAUAUUCAAGAGUCAUAUGCUUGCCGUGUAUUCUCAUUUGAUCCAUAUCAAGAGCCAGAACAUGUUCGAAAAUUAAGAAAAACACAAAAUCAAGUUAUUAUUAAAAUUACACAGACUUGGACAUUUUAUCGUUUAGGCAUAACAGCAUCAGCCGUAAUAGAUAAUGAUCCAUCGUCCAUUGGUACUUUAUUACCAAUUCAACAAUUAAUUGAAUAUGUUAAAUUAGAUGAUGAUAGUUCAAUUAUUAUUCAUAUAUUGAAAAUAGAUAUUGAUAAUGGAAAUGAAUGGCAUUUAUUAGAUGAUCAAGAAUUUAUGACAUAUGUUUGUAAACAUGUUAAACAAUUAUUAUUAAAAACAAAACCAAUACAUUCAAAACGUUUUAUGCACUAUAGAAUAUUUACACUAAAAUUAACAAAAUGUUUUUCAUUAUUACGACGUGAUCCAAGAUUAUAUUUACUAAUGACAAAACAACGAGAUAAUAAUGGUGAUACACAACAGACACAAACCGAAUGGCAAUUAACAAGUUUCAAAUUAGAUAUUGGACUAUUUUGUGAUGAAAUUGAUUUAGCAAUGUAUCUUUUAAUUUACGGAGAUUUGUAUCUAGUAAAUACAAAAUUGUGA
Molecule: messenger RNA, 1209 nt
Organism: Didymodactylos carnosus
Lineage: Eukaryota; Metazoa; Rotifera; Eurotatoria; Philodinida; Philodinidae
Source: the annotation of a GenBank genome assembly